AUGCAGAAUAUUUCUCACCCUUUGUCUUUCCAUACUGUUAGGGAUCUUAUUAAAAGAUCUUUCAAAGUACGUGCUAAGGAAGAUCAUGUUUCUCAUAAGUCUUGGAAGAAUGCUGUCCCGAAUUUGUGUAAUGGCCCAAGGCUUAGAGCAGUCGCUGAAUUCCGCCUUGCCACUGGACAUGACUGCCUACAAUAUCAUCUUCAUAGAUUCAAAAUUGUUCCUUCUCCGAUAUGCCCUCUGCGCAGCUCUAGAGAGGUGAUGGAUGCAGCACAUCUGCCCCACUGUCCUGCUCUGCGCAAGACUUUUCUCGCCGAGCGUUACUGGGAGGCAAGAGAUAUGUUAGAUUAA
Molecule: messenger RNA, 348 nt
Organism: Stegodyphus dumicola
Lineage: Eukaryota; Metazoa; Arthropoda; Arachnida; Araneae; Eresidae
Source: RefSeq, a predicted model, not a curated record